Messenger RNA from Aaosphaeria arxii CBS 175.79, 2241 nucleotides. RefSeq lists its product as uncharacterized. Gene Ontology annotation, cellular component: plasma membrane. The transcript has a single exon. The record is from RefSeq and is a predicted model, not a curated record. Gene Ontology annotation, molecular function: ferric-chelate reductase activity. Lineage: Eukaryota; Fungi; Ascomycota; Dothideomycetes; Pleosporales. The coding region runs from base 224 to 2089 and encodes 621 amino acids. Gene Ontology annotation, biological process: iron ion transport; copper ion import; intracellular iron ion homeostasis.
CCAUUGCAAUUUCAUCAAGAUCUUCUUCACGCACCCGGAGUGCCGCCAACAUUCAUUCCAAUCUAUCACAUCUUCACAGCUGCAACAAGAGAAACGCGUAAAACUAGAUCGACCCUCAACUACUACCUGACACGAGCGAGGUUAUCGUCGUCACCCCUUUCCUGUUUAUACUCUUCGCAUCUACGCGUGCGACCUCGAAAUACUCACCCCUCCUCCUGUAUACAUGUCCUCUUACCUUGCGCCCCGUGCGGUGGAGCAGGCCUCGUCACUCUUCGACUCUCUCACCCGGCGCCAUGUCAUCGAGGGAGGUUUCCUCAAGGGCUGGGAUGCCGAGAAGAACCACGACCUCAGGUUUUCCUUCGGCCUGACCGGCGUGGACCAGAUCGGUAACUACCUAUGGGUCGAUGUGUUGGUGUUUACAUUCAUUGCCAUCGGCGGCUUCACCCUCAUCCUCUUCCUUGUCAACAUCGUCUGGAGACAGAUGCGCCAUGUGACCACCAUGGGAAACCCUACUAGGCAGGAGUACUGGGAGGGAAACCGAACGAGGUGGUGGCCCUGGAUCAAUAGACACGUCCUCAUGGCUCCUUUGCACAAGAAGCGCCACAACCGUGGCUUCCAGAUUAGCUCCGCCAUCGACAACGGUACCCUGCCUGGCCGGUGGCACACCCUCAUCCUCACCGUCUACGUCGCAGCCAACAUCGCGUGGUGCUGCAUCCUUCCCUGGAACGAGGAGCGCGCGUCGGUCGUCGCGGCGCUGCGCGGUCGCUCUGGUACCCUCUCUGCGCUCAACAUGAUCCCCACCGUCCUCUUCGCGCUCCGCAACAACCCACUGAUCUCCAUCCUUCAAGUCUCGUACGACGACUUCAACCUUUUCCACCGCUGGGCCGCUCGCAUCACCAUCCUCGAGGCCAUCGUCCACACCGUCGCCUGGCUCGCCAACACCGCAGAGGGCGGCGGUUGGGUUUCCGUCGCCAAUGCCCUCCGCACCGAGUCCUCCUACACCUGGGGCAUGGUCGGCACCUGUGCCUUCACCCUGAUCGGCAUCCAGGCCGCCUCUCCUCUUCGCCAUGCCUUCUACGAGACGUUCCUCAACAUCCAUCGUCUCAUGGCGUGGGUCGCCUUCGUAGGCGUCUGGGUCCAUCUCCGCGACCACGGCCUUCCCCAGAUCCCAUGGAUGCAGCUCAUCUUCAUCCUCUACGGACUCGAGAUCUUCGCGCGCAUAGUCCGAGUGUGGUACAACUCUGUGCGCGUCAACGGCUUCUCCAGGGUCAAGGUUGAGGCCAUGCCCGGCGAGGCUGUUCGCGUCACCAUCGACUUGGUGCGUCCGUGGUAUGCCCGCCCCGGCUGCCAUGUGCACCUCUACAUCCCCACCAUGACUUGGCUCUCCUCCCACCCCUUCUCUGUCGCCUGGGCUCCGACCGCCGCCCUCGACUCUAAGGAGAUGACGCUGCCCACUCUGGAAGGCCAGAUCCUGUCGCCGCAUGCUCCCAAGAAGUCCAAUCAGAUCAGCCUCAUCUGCCGUGCCCGCACAGGCUUCACCCGCCAAAUGUUCGAUCGUGCCUCCGCCUCUCCCAACGAGACUUUCACCACCUGGGGUAUGCUCGAAGGCCCUUACGGCGGUCACCACUCUCUCGACUCGUACGGCACCGUGGUGUUGUUUGCUGGCGGUGUCGGCAUCACCCAUCAGGUCAUGUACAUCAAGCACCUCAUCGACGGCGCCCACCGUGGAACCACCUCGACCCAGAAGAUCGUCCUCAUCUGGACGGUGCCCAACUCCGAGUGCCUUGAAUGGAUUCGACCCUGGAUGGAUGAGAUCCUUCGCAUGCCUGGCCGCAAGAAGGUUCUUCGCGUCCUCCUCUUCAUUUCGCGUCCGAAGCGCGCGCUCGUCAACACCAGCGAGACCGUCAAGAUGCUCGAGGGCCGACCCAACCACGCCCAGCUCACCCGCGACGAGUUCCGAAAUCGCGUCGGUGCCAUGGCCGUCACAGUGUGUGCCGGUGGUGCCUUCGCUGACGAGGUCCGCGCUGCCGUGAGACCACUGGUCACCGAGGGAUCCAUCGAUUUCAUCGAAGAGGCUUUCACCUACUAGAAUUCCUCCUGUGGAGGCCCCCAAUCAACCCAUAGAUCUCUCGGCAUUUCCAACAUUUCUCUCUCCUAAUAUGUAUCGCGCGCAUCAUCCGUCCGACUACCUGCGAGGGGAGUCAGCGGCAUAGCAUUCCCCCCUUUUAUACUGCCCAUUCU